Sardina pilchardus (European sardine) is the source of this 1632-nucleotide messenger RNA. RefSeq names its product interferon-induced protein 44-like. Bases 589 to 1488 code for a protein of 299 amino acids. Gene Ontology annotation, biological process: immune response. The record is from RefSeq and is a predicted model, not a curated record. The transcript has 10 exons. Lineage: Eukaryota; Metazoa; Chordata; Actinopteri; Clupeiformes; Clupeidae.
CAGCAAACUAGCACAAACCGAAGCUGAAAUAUUUUGGCCAAUCACCUAGGCCUACAUUUCAAUGGGGAAAGGGUGGUUGCACUGACCCGGCCUGGCCUCUGGGGCCUAGCAUCUGUAAGACGGCCAUCCCCGCCUGCAGUGUUUGAAAGCUAAGUACAACUACUGUUCUUGCUAAAUUAUUUGCCAUGCUACUAUUGUGUUCACCACAGCUCUAACCACAGUGUGUCUCUCUCUCUUUCUCUGUUCCUCCUCUGGACAGGUGCAGUGUGCAUUAAGCGAGCGGCAGGCUAACCUCCAGGUGGUGGGGUCCCUUCACGUUUCCUGUCACACAUCCCGGGUGUCUGUCUUUACCUCUGGAGUGCAGUGUGCUUGCAGUGUGCUUGCAGUGUGAUUCUCACGUGUGGCGUGUGUGUGUGCCCUCUGGACUCCUGUAGUCCUGCCAGUCGUGGGCCACCGUACCAUGCCUAUCGUCCAGCUAUCGUCUCGCAAAACUUAAAAUGGCUGCAGGGCUGUCAGAACCGAUGUAUGGUCUUCCGAAAAAGGCCGGUUUUCUCAUCUUGAAGGUUGAAUUUACUCAAUGGAAACGUAAUGGGAGGCAGUUCGUCAAGGGAAAGACAGGAGGAAAGACCACGUCCCCCUGACCCUUUGUUCCUUGAACCCUGGAGACCUUUCAACUUUGAAACAGAAAGAAAGGUUUCCAUGAUGAAACUGGUGAGGAAUCUGAAAAUCAGCAACCCAGAGGUCAAGCACUUGCGUAUCCUGGUCCACGGUCCAGUCGGAGCGGGAAAGUCCAGCUUCAUCAACUCCAUUGACAGUAUCUUUCAGGACCGCAUGGCUCAAGGGGCUUUAGUUGGACAUGCUGAUAUAAGCUUCACUAAGAUGUUCAAAUCCCAUAAAAUUCGAGAUGGGAGAGCUGGGAGGAUCCUCCCGCUCGUCAUCAGUGACAUCAUGGGUCUGGAGAACACAGAUGCAGCUGGAGCCCAUAUUGACGACCUCAAGAUGGCGCUAGAGGGCCGUCUCAAAGAUGGCUAUACUUUUAACCCUUUAAGCCCUCUGAAAGAAGGAGAUGCAAACUACAAUCACUGCCCGACUCUGGAUGAUAAGGUCCACUGCCUGGUUAGUGUGCUCCCAGCAGACAAAAUCACAUUAAUGAAUGAUCGUAAUGUCCAUGACGUCAUCACCAAACUGCGGAAUAUCAGAGAGAAAGCCAGUCAGCUAGGAAUCCCACAAGUAGUUCUGAUGACAAAGGUGGAUGAUGCCUGUCCUGAGGUCCGUAAAGACCUGAAGAUGAUCUACAGAGACAAGAAGAUCAAAGAGAAGAUGCAGCAGUGCAGUAACAAGUUGGGUGUCCCCAUGAACUGCAUCUUCCCAGUUAAGAACUACCAUGAGGAGAUUGACCUGAAUGAUGACGUGGACAUGCUGCUCCUCUCUGCUCUCACAAACAUUUUGAACUUUGCUGAUGACCAUGUGGCUGACCAAGUAAUCUGACCUCUUCAUUGUAAUGGUAGACUAUCCAAAAGACAAUUGUUUUUAACAAUAGCAAGAUGUACGGAGCCUGGAAGGAGUCAGUGUAGGAUUGUUUUUGUAUAUCAAGAAAACAUUCACUCUUUGUAAUAAAAAUUUGCUCAUUUG